Messenger RNA from Lytechinus variegatus (green sea urchin), 3341 nucleotides. RefSeq names its product deleted in malignant brain tumors 1 protein-like. The transcript is spliced from 9 exons. NCBI's taxonomy places the organism in Eukaryota, Metazoa, Echinodermata, Echinoidea, Temnopleuroida, Toxopneustidae. Bases 258 to 3101 code for a protein of 947 amino acids. Gene Ontology annotation, cellular component: membrane. The record is from RefSeq and is a predicted model, not a curated record.
UACUGGAGGGAAACACAAAGGGACUAUUAGAACCUCCUCAAAAGUUAUAACUGUUGCACUUUUGCCCUAGUUUGCUGCUAUUCACAGGGUUGCCUUUUUGAACUUCUGGGAAACAAUUGAGCUUGAGUUGGAUGAGUGGAUAGUUUUUACUAUUUUCCCUCUGGGUUUAGGGAGAGAGAUGGGCUGAGGUCAUUCGCGAUCGGACUGUCAUAUUCACCGGUAGCUUGGAUGCCUUUCUGCGCGCCGAAAACUAGAACAUGCGAGACACUAUGGCUUAUGAAUGUUCUCGUUUUAUCCUCACUUUUCUUUUAUAUUGCAUUAUGAUCUUGGAUAUUUUCUUGACUAGUUUUCUCCCCGUGUUGGGAACUGAUGUUUUCCUCGCCGACGGUCCAGCCCCUCACGAAGGACGGGUCGAGAUCGUCUACGACGGCUACCGAGGUUGCGUGUGUGACACCGAGUGGGACGUCCAAGCUGCCGAAGUGGUCUGUCGGCAGCUCGGCUUUACUUCGGCUAUUCGGGUAGGCGUAGGGGAAUACCCUCCUUCUUCUUGUAAGAAAUGUAUGCUGACAAACGUGAAGUGCCGUGGGGACGAAGAGACGUUAUCAAUGUGUUCGCAUCAGAAGGCAUCGGGAGUGACUUGCGAUGACGAUGGGCUCUCUAUCGCUCACGUGACCUGUUCAACAGAAGGGGUUCGUUUAGUUGGUGGAUCCAGUCCGAACGAAGGUACGGUCCUCGUGUACUACCUCAACGUCUGGGGGUCGGUAUGUGACUCCGGCUGGUCUCUCGCCGAUGCUCAUGUGGUAUGCAAACAACUUGGGUAUCCUCGAGCGAUGUCGUCGAGGUACGACGUUGAUUUUGGUCGUGUCCUUGGCUUGGACAUCGUACUUGACGUCGUGGUGUGUCGUGGUGACGAGAACUGCUUGCACGAAUGCGAGCACACGGCAUGGGGUGUUCAUGAUAGUGAUCACGUUGAAGAGGCAGGUGUUGUGUGCGCUACGGAUCACACAACUGCAGUUGGAUCUAUUCGGCUAUCUGGAGGGCUUUACCCAUACACGGGCCGUCUUGAGAUAUACUUCAACAAUGAAUGGGGAACUAUUUGCAAUGAAGGCUGGAAUAACAUGGAUUCAGAACAGGUUUGUAACCAGCUCGGUUACCACUACUCGGGUAAAACCGAACCCGACCAAUCUUCGCACGCAGUCAUAUACGAUGACGCACCUAUACAUCUGUCUCACGUAACUUGUAAUCAAGGCAUCCCAUUGGCUGACUGCCACCACAGUGUCUGGCAGGAAACAGACUGCACGCAUGAGCAAGACGUUUUCCUCAUAUGCGAUUAUGAUGGCGGCAACGAAGGAGAAGUUCGUCUUCUCGAUGGUUCAAGGCCUAGCGAAGGCCGAGUCGAAGUCUACCAAGCCGGUCUAUGGGGCACGGUUCUCGCCGAUCAGUGGGACCUCGUCGAUGCUGACGUCGUGUGUAGACAGCUGGGUUAUGAAAGGGCUCUCGAAGCGGUGGUCGACAACCGGUUCGGUCCGGGAACCGGUGUAAUCCAAAUGAGGUCUGUUGACUGUGACGGGUCAGAAGGCCACCUGUUACGCUGCGGAUUUAAAUCGUCACCGCAUGGUGUAUCGGAUAACCGACAUAGGAUUGAUGCUGGUGUGGUCUGCGAUGAUGAUGGCGUGGAUGGAAGUGAGGGCAUGGUUCGUUUAGUCGGUGGUCGUCGACCAGGAGAAGGGAGAGUCGAAAUCUACCAUCGCGGCAUCUGGGGGACAGUCUGUGACGAUUUCUGGGACAUGAAGGAGGCCGACGUCGUCUGCCGUCAACUUGGAUUCAGCGGGUCCUCCGAACCCAUGAGAGGGGGUGUGUUUGGCAUGGGGAACAGCAGAAUACAUCUGGAUGACGUCACGUGUGAGGGAACGGAAAAGGAAUUGUUGAAUUGCUCGCACGCGCCGUGGAAUGAGCAUAACUGUUUGCACGGAGAGGACGCAGGCGUCAUUUGCCACUCUUUGGAAGGGGCCAUCCGACUCGUCGACGGGGUCUACCCAAACGAAGGACGAGUUGAAGUCUACUUGGAAGCUUCUUGGGGCACCGUCUGCGAUCACCACUGGGAUAUCAGUGAUGCCAAUGUGGUCUGCAAGUUUCUUGGCUACCCUGGUGCCGACCGAGCGCCUGGGGGUGCCGUUUACGGUAGAGGAUCUGGACCUAUCAACCUGAAUCGGAUGUUCUGCAACGGGAGGGAAGGGUCGUUGCUCCAGUGCACCCACUGGCCUGUUGACGAUGACUGUACUCACGAUAAUGACGCUGGCGUAGUUUGUCUCAGUAACGACGGCUUCCAUCCAUCGGUCAUCGACAUUUGUGGAAUCACGAUCGGAUGUGUUUGUCUUAUCGGUAUCGUCGUCCGAAUCUUCAUUGUCUGCUGGCGGCGCCGACAUCCUACCAACAGUAAUGUCCGUUCAUCGUUCAGUACCUUACAAUUCCUACGAUCCUUGCGGACUCCCACAAGACGUCAGGACGGAACCCGACGGGGUAGCGACGGAGACGACAAAUACGUUGCAUUUUAUCCCUUUAUGCCACCACCGUACUCGUCCGUGGAUGACAAUUCACAUUCGGAAGUAAGAAACGGAAGCAGGCGACAGGAAACAUCGUUGAGUGGUCCUCAAAGCCAAAGUGAAUGUCAGGGUCAUCAGGGUCACCCAGACGAGCAUGGAAUGCCCGAGGUAGAAAGAAGUUUGGAAAGUCGAUGUGGUUUUCAAAGACUGAGAGACAGGUGUAUUCAGGAUUCUGCCUCGGAAGAGCAAAGCGUUGUCGAUAUCAUGGAUAUAGAGGGACGAACUAUUCACUGCGGCGAAGAACAAACUUCUUCGACGCGUCCUUCAAGGUCAUCAUCUUCCUCGCCGCAUCGAUCAUCAUCUCCAUCGACAUCAUCGUCGAGGUCAUCUGACGCGGCUCCACCACCGUAUAAUGAUGCACUUUACCACCAGAUCAUCGGUCCGACCCGUUAUGGCGGUGUGCCCAUGGUAGUCUAUGCUUCCAUCGAUGAUUGCGAUGGCCUACGUGAUGGAGCACAAUCUGACAAUACUUUAUUUCUUGAUCAUCAAGGAUCAUAAUGAAAUACCACGGUCGCGUUGCAUGAAACUAGUUGAUGAAAUAAAUUUGCAAUAACUGUUGAAAACUACUGAAAUCCUUUAAGCAUGUUAAGUUAAUUGGCUAAUAAUGGCAAACUUGUCUUGGAAAAUAUAUUAUGCAGUGGAAUAGAGGAAUAGUAUAUGUCACAAUAACGUCACAAUCAAUGAAUAUAUAUGAUUGAGAAUGAAGAUACAUUAAUUUAUAUUACCUAUGCUUUGUAU